AUACAUGAAUUAAGUUAACACAUGUCAUGAUUUUCACACAUCACGAAAUAACACAUCGACAACAGACAAAAUUAGAUGAUCACCAAUCAGAAAUUCCGUCGUUCUGAGCAUGUCAAUAUAACACUGUGAAGAUAUAAAGAGAAAGACACUGUCAACAUUUCCGCUUCUCCUUUGAGUAUUCAUUGCAAUGAAUCUGAUCAUACUCCUCACCUGUCUGUAUCAUGUGAAUUCUGAGGUGAUCAAGAUUCCUUUGCAUCCAGUGUGUUUGUCUGGAAUCAAUUCAAUUCUACGUCCGUAUUCGAAGUUCUUGAGGGGAGUACAACGAAGCUGGAUGAAAUUAUGGAGUGCAGGUGAAAAACCAAAAUCAGAACAACUGCAUAACUAUCAUAAUACUGAGUACUAUGGAGAAUUACAAGUAGGAACGCCACCACAAACAUUUCGUGUACUCUUCGACACUGGGUCAACCGACAGCUGGCUCCCCUCAAGAAAAUGUUGGUUUCUUGACAUUCCGUGUUGGUUCAUUCGAUUUUAUGACAGUUCAAAAUCAUCCACCUACAAGCGAAAUGGUACGAAGUUUGAUAUAAGCUACCUGAUUGGCAGUUACUCUGGAUUUUGGAGUAUGGAUACAAUGCAGAUAAACUCCUUAGUUAUCCGCAAUCAGGCGUUUGCUGAAGCGAUAAAUGUAUUUUCUGACGAUUUCUUUAGUAGUAAGAAAAACGGUGUUGUUGGUGGAGAGAUGGUGAUUGGUGGUGUCAAUCCUGAAUAUUUCAUUGGCGAUUUCGAAAAUGUGCCUGUCGUCUCUGAAAACAGUUGGUCUGUUACAAUCAAAAGCAUGAAGAUAAAUGGAGUAGAUUAUUGCAAAGAAACGUGCAUUGGUCAUGUAGACACUGGAACAUCUUUGAUACUGGGAUCGAAUAAAUGGGUGGAGACGAUUAAUUCUAGACUUGGGGCGAAGCUGAGUGGGGAUGGAGAGUAUGCAUUUAACUGCAAAGAUAUUAACCUGCUCCCUCCUAUUGAGUUCGUCUUCAAGAAGAGGAGCUAUGUACUUGAGGCGAAGGAUUAUGUGCUUAAGGAAGUCAACUGGUUAUACACAGAGUGCACAUUACCAUUCGCUAGUAACGACGGAGUUCCCCUGGAGUUUGGAUUCUUGGUGAUGUAUUUAUGAGGAAGUUCUACACUGUAUUCGAUUUUGGUGAGAAUGAGAUAUGGUUAGCUGAUGUUAACGAUGGCUGAAUCUCACUAUACCGAAACACGUUGAUAACUGAUCAUAAAUAAAGACAAAACAAUAAUAAGACGUGAUUUAUCUUAGUCGCGUAAUGCAUUUGCGCAACACAU
Messenger RNA from Trichobilharzia regenti, 1335 nucleotides. Lineage: Eukaryota; Metazoa; Platyhelminthes; Trematoda; Strigeidida; Schistosomatidae. The record is from the annotation of a GenBank genome assembly.